Molecule: messenger RNA, 5660 nt
Organism: Procambarus clarkii (red swamp crayfish)
Lineage: Eukaryota; Metazoa; Arthropoda; Malacostraca; Decapoda; Cambaridae
Gene: Pez
Product: protein tyrosine phosphatase non-receptor pez
Biological process (GO): protein dephosphorylation
Cellular component (GO): cytoskeleton
Molecular function (GO): protein tyrosine phosphatase activity
Source: RefSeq, a predicted model, not a curated record
GGCGGAGCAUGUCAGUAGAGGCUCAGACACGGUGAGGGAAGGACGUCGCCCCUUGACCGCUGUCUCUCGCUACACCCAAUUGUUCACAGUUACUAAAUGAACCUAAGAAUACGAUUGACUGAGCGGUGAGAGAGCCUAGAGAAGGAGCGUGACAAGUUGAGGGCGCCACCUGGCGAGUGAAGCUGUAACCCUUGAAGACGACUUUUGGGCAUGACCUUGACAUCACAGAAUUCUUAAAUCUUGGUUGUAAGCAAAGUCUUAUGUCAUCUAUGAUGGCAACAUGACAUAAAGGAGGCGAGCAGCAUCUGAAUGCAUUGGAGAAUCUCCACCAUGCACCGACGCUGCACUAGUGUUACUUGAUGAAGGUUAAAAUGCCUUUCAAGUUGCGGCUAAAGAAAACGAGGCAAUAUAAUGUGUUGUCACGCAACGUACUUGUCAUCAGCGUAGAGUUAUUGGACAAGACCACCUUAGAAUGUACGCUUUCAGCUGACUCAACAGGACAGGACUGUCUUCACAAUGUUUGUCAGAGGCUCUCCCUUCACCAGCCUGAAUUUUUUGGCCUUCGUUACAUGAGCAAAAAGCCAUAUCCAAAAGUACGAUGGGUAGAAUUGGAUCGACCUUUAAAGAAGCAGCUAGACAAGUAUGCUCAGUCUCCAGCUCUGGCUCUUGCUGUCCUGUAUUAUAUCCAUGAUGUGUCCCUGUUGCAAGAUGAUGUUACCAGAUCGCACUACUUUCUGCAAGUUAAGCAAGAUGUGUUGGAGGGCAAACUUCGGUGCAAUCAUGAGCAGGCUGUCCUCCUCGCCUCGUACAGCCUUCAGGCGGAGUUUGGAGACCACCAGCCAGAUCGCCAUACUGCAGAGUACCUCAAGGAUUUUAUGCUCUUUCCUAAGCAGGUGGGAAAUGAUGGGGAAGUGGCAGCUCUACUGGAAGCUGUGGUGUGGCAGUAUUCCUCCCUACAGGGCCUGGCUCAGGCCUUGGCCGAGACUUACUACAUUCUAGAGGCUCAACGCCUUGAUGGGUAUGGACAGGAAACAUUCAUGGCCAGAGAUGAGCGAGGCAGCGAGGUUUAUCUUGGCACAUCUCUCAUGGGCAUUGAUGUUAGACCUGCAGCUGGCCACACCCACAUUUUUUAUAGAUGGAAUGACAUAACAAAUUUAGUCAACAAUAAACGCAACUUUGGUAUUGAAUGUCAACGAACAGAUGAAACUGUCCACUUCACCUUUGAUGAGCCAGAUGCAGCCAAAUAUGUAUGGAAGAUGUGUGUUAAACAGCACACAUUUUAUAAAAGGAACCAGGAGGUGCUGGAGGGAAGCAACAGCACAGACACCCGCAGCUUGGCCAUCCCUGACUUGCAGAGUUCCGUCAUGACUGCGCAGCUUCAUCAUCUUGGUGCUACACAUGAUAUGGUGGACAGUCGUGGUGGGCUGGGAGAGAUGACACUAAGGAGUUCUGGUGAUCCAGCUCUGGCUUCCUUCACAACCACACUACCACAGUUUGACAUGUCUUACAUACAGCAGCCAGGAGAGACCAGCAGUCACUUGGGUCCUGCAGUAGAGUCUUCCAGUUCACAGAUAAUGAAUGACCCGUCUUAUGGGUUGUUGUCACAGUCAGCAUUCUCCCUAAAUGCCUCCCAUCAUCCUCAACAGAACCAGGUUGUCAUAGCAUCUCACAGUCAAGUUUCUCAGCCUUCCGCCUUGCAGCAGCAGUCUCAACAACAGCAGCGUGAUGGAGGUCAGCAAGUGGCUCUCUAUUCUUCCAAUCUUAGUCUUCCAUCAGCUAGAGGGAGCUUUAGACGGAGCCUUCUGCCUCAGUACCGGCCAGCACCAGAUUACGAGACUGCGUUGAUACAGAAGUAUGGACCAGGGGUAAAUCCUGCUAAUGUAAGAGCCACUAUGCUGUAUUCUUCUCAGCCAGAGAUAUCCAACAGUCAUGUCAUGGAAGGAAAUGCACAUGAAUUAUCGCAGCCAGCCGGAGGAGUUAGCAGCUACAGUCACUAUAAGGGCUACACGGACUUGUCCAUACAUCCUGACCCAGCCAUACCCCAGCUGAGCCGAUCAGCUGGAAUACUCAUGCCUGGUCCUCUGCACAAUACAUACAGUAGUCCAGAGUUAGCCACAGGAGCUGGGGAGGUGUUAGAAGGUGGGUCACUGUGCGGUGAUGCAGGGAGAGACCAAGAGCACGAGCUUCUUCACGUCUACAAGCCACCACCUCCAUACCCCUACAAUAAGCCGUCCAGUAACAGCACGCCAGACCUGGCCACAAUCAACCAGGGUGGAAAUAUGAGCCCAGAUUUGGCUUCCAGACGUCGAGCACUCUUGACAGCUUCCUUAGGAUGUCUUGGGUCACCUGAUCUCUCACGCACCUAUGAAAAUUUAGCAGACUUGAGUGAAGCUGUUGAGAGUCUUCGUAAUGAUUUAACAAGAACAACAGAAACGGGCAACACAAUUUAUCAGUCUCUUCAUUCAUUUAGUCACAAUUACUCUUGUAAUGACCUUGAUGCAAUUUAUCAACUUAGUGAUGGACGAGUUGCUGUCGGAGCAAAUCUUAAUCUUAAUCCAGUGUUUACUAAUGACCAGUCUUCCCAACCGUCUCAGCAAAAGCAACAGGGUGCUACACCUCAGUAUACUGCUCCUCCACAUUAUAAUUCACAAUUUACAGCACAGUACACAGAUCCUCAGUACCCUAGUGGAGCGGUACAAGGCUCACAAGAGCCUAUUUAUCAAAAUAUUGCUGCCCUCAGAACUGAUGAAUCUCGUGAACGCACUCGUUCAGCUCCAGAAAUUGAUAAUAACGCAAUGAAUGUAGUUGGAGCAGCACAAGGAAAUCACUUAAUUGGUCAGUUAGGAAGUGAGGAUGUGCAAGGAGGAAGGAGCAGGGCACUCUCGCAGCCAGUUAGACAGUCUGCAAUAGACCCCCAAAUUUAUAUUGAAAACCGUUUGGGAGAGCAACAGCGAGGACCUAUUGAGGCAAUUAACACUGCCAUGGGGCAGAUACCUGUAUUCAGUGCACAACAAGAACUUCGUCAUAACCAUCACCACCAUUUACAGUUACAGCAACAAAUGCAAGCUUUAUCCUUGCAGCAGCAACAGCAAUUACAACAACAGUUACAGCUGCAGCAGCAGAAAGAACAGCAACUUCAGCAACAGAUGCAGAUGCAACAAAAGAAAGAACAGCAACAACUUCAGCAGCUCCAAGCUCAGCAGCAACAGAGUGCUCAGAUUCUUAGUCAGAGCAGUCACCAUCACUUGCAACAGCAACAAAUGCAACACCAAAUGAAUCAGCAAAGACAGCAACAGGUACAGGAACAACAACGUCAACAAAUUCAGGAACAACAUAGACAGCAAGACCAGCAAAGGCAACAACAGGCACAGGAACAACAAAGACAACAGGCACAGGAACAAAGACAACAGCAAAUUCAGGAACAGAGACAGCAGCAACAUCAAAAGCAACUGCAGCAGCAGAUGCAACAACAACAACAACAACAGGCAUCCCAAAAGUUGGCACAGCAGCAACAGUUAAGACAACAGUCCCAAGCAGUGGGAGUAACACAGCAGGUAAAGCAACAAUCUACACAUCAGCGGGAAACAGGUGGGGACACCAGUGCUAUUAAAAACUCUCCAAGAAAAAAAUGGGGAGCACCACCUUCUGGUUCAUUGUUGUUAGCAGGUCAGUCUGAGUCUGUUCUUCCAUCAUCUGUGUCUGCCCAGGACACUCCUACAGUGCAUAAUGCAGGCUUGACAAAGACACGAGAAGCAACUGCAGAUUCUCUAGCAGCACACGACGCAAGCCAGUCAAAAACACGAGAGGCAUCUACAGAUUUCCUCACAGUUCGGGACACUACACAUUUAAGGACUCAAGAAACGUCAACAGAUUCUCACACUGUGCGUGACCUGGGACAAGUUCCCAUGAGAGAGGCUGUGGUUGCUGAUGAUGUGAUUGGAAGCAUUGAUAAUCUACAGGGAGCAGGGACAUCUAACGGGGGAACUCCGGAUGUGCUGAGAGGAGCAACACUUUCUAAAGCAGGACCAAAAGAUCCAAGGUCUCUUCAGCUGGAGGCAAAAUUACUGAGUGGUGAUAUUCUACAGGAGUUUGAGCUUAUUCCACGUAUGAAACCAAAUGCAGACUUCACCACGGCCACUAAACCAGACAAUAUUCCACGUAACCGCUACAAGGAUAUUGUUCCAUAUGAAGAGAACCGAGUAAAGAUUACUCCCACCAAGGACAACAAAUAUGGCUACAUUAAUGCCUCCCAUAUCACUGCAAGUGUUGGAGAGAGCCAGCGGUUCUACAUCUGCUGCCAAGGCCCUCUUGCCAACACAGUUGCACACUUCUGGCAAUGUGUGUGGGAGGCAGAUGUAUAUCUGGUGGUUAUGUUGACUUCCGUUACUGGUGACACAGCUACCAGCAAGAGUUUUCCUUAUUGGCCACAAACAGAUAACACAAGUGUUGAAUGUGGACAGUAUCGAGUGAUGAGGAAGCAUAGCACGGUGAGUGGAUCCCACGUUACCAGUCGGCUGCAGGUAGUUCACGUCCCUGCACGUAAGACGCGCACUAUUUGGCACUUGCAGUUUACAGAUUGGGCUGAUCAUGGAUGUCCAGAAGAUAUUUUGGGAUACAUCAGUUUUCUGGAAGAGCUAUCCACCCUGCGAAGGUAUACUUAUCAAGAGGUUAGAGGUGUUGGACGUAAUCGCAAUACCCCUGUUCUGGUUCACUGUUCAGCAGGUGUGGGUCGCUCUGGUGUCACCAUAUUGUGUGACCUUCUUUUAGAGGCCACAGAUCACAAUCUACCUUUGGAUCCCCCAAAGGUCCUCCUUCACCUGAGGCAGCAGAGGAUGGUGCUCGUUCAGACCAUUGCCCAAUACAAGUUCGUGUAUCAGGUCCUCCUAGCUUAUCUGAAUCGAGCCAGACUUAUUUAGUUACGACAGACUAUUGAAGUUGCAUUUCAGUGAUUGUUAUGAACCUUGUUUCAUAUUGCUAAAGCUGCUUUUGUUUCAGAGACCCAUAUGCCUGAGUGUUGUGUAAGCCAUAUGACUGUGUAUUAAUCUGAAGACACUUUUGUUAUUAAAAUAUAGACACCUCUAAUGGUCCUUUUAAAGUCAGAUAUUUUAAUCCCAGUUAAUGAAAAUGUCAUAAAAAGGGCAAAUACAUGACCAUGUUGGUUAUUAUAUGAAUCUAUGUAACUUAAAGUAUUCAAUACUCUAAAUUUGGUAAGUAUCAAGGAACUAAUAAGCCACAAAAUUUUUUUGACACAAGUCUUGUUUCUAAAAAUAUUUAGUAAAAGACUAGUGAUGUGUGCUUCUGUGUGUGAGAAGUUGCCCCAGUUGGGUGUGUAUUAGUGGAAAGUGAAAUAUUUUUUAAAUUAUAGAAAACAAAUUGUGAAAUUAUGCCAAAUAGUUGUAUAACAUUUUUAUUAUUGACAGUGUUCAAUAAAUGUAAUAGUUUUUUAUAUGUAAUUUUUAUUGUGAUUGUGAAGUACAAAUAUCCUUUGAAAUGUGGUUGAAAAUGCUCGUGAUAUGGAUUAACCAAACUUGGCUGCUUAGCCUUUCAGGCCACAUUAUUCUCCCUUUUACAGCAAUCUAGAUGUAUGCUAAACACUUACAUUUGUUGCCAAAGUAUAUUUUGGUAAAAUAAAGAGAUUACUGUUGAGCUAAAACUAAAAA